Lytechinus variegatus (green sea urchin) is the source of this 2289-nucleotide messenger RNA. RefSeq lists its product as uncharacterized. The transcript has a single exon. The record is from RefSeq and is a predicted model, not a curated record. The coding region runs from base 1 to 2289 and encodes 762 amino acids. Lineage: Eukaryota; Metazoa; Echinodermata; Echinoidea; Temnopleuroida; Toxopneustidae.
AUGUCGAAAAUGUCUACAAUUUCUUCAAAAAGGGCAGUUGUAGUAGCUGAAGCGGCAGCAUUGCAAGAGAAACUUGCUGCUCACAAGCGCCAGAAUGAAUGCCAGAUGGUGUUAGAACGCCUCGAGAUGGAAGAAGAUGCUCGAAGGAAAGAAGCCUCACUCAAGAUAAAACAGCUACGAAGAAAACUAGAAGAGGAACGCCUAGAAGGUGAACUAAAGGCACAGGAGGCAAUGAUAAGAGUGUAUGACGAAGUAGAAGAUGAUGGUGCGUCAACAGAUACGAUGAGAUCGACAAAACAAUUGAUUAAAUCCCCUAAUCAAGAUGACAAAAGGGUUAAGUCGCAAAAACAUGACGCCUCCAUCGAUCCUCCUCUCACAAAGAGCAAGGCCUUAAAUCCUGAUUCACCCGUCUUCCAGCCAUCUCAUUCUUCAAGCGAGGCCCAACAGAAUGAAAGUCUAGCAGAAGUUCUCACUCGAACGAUGACACUUAGUCGGUUACUAAUUCCUGAGCCUCCAGUAUUUAUGGGUGAUCCUCUCCAAUAUCCUGACUGGCUAUCAGCUUUCACAACUUUAAUUGAAUGUCGUGGAAUUCCCUCUGGUGAAAGGAUACACUACCUAAGAAAGUACAUUGGAGGAUCAGCAAGAGAGGCUGUCAGCGGCUUCUUUUUGCUGAGGUCUGAGAAAGCAUAUGAACAAGCCAGAGAAAUACUUGAGAAGCGUUUCGGCAACCCCUUCACCAUUUCAGAAGCCUUUCGAUCCAAACUUGACUCAUGGCCGAGGAUCGGCAAUAGGGAUUCCAAAGGCCUUCAGAAACUUUCAGAUUUCUUGCAACAAUGUCUUCAAGCAUCAUCAGAAAUCAAAGACUUGGAAAUCUUAAAUGACAUUCGGGAGAUGAGCACAAUUUGCAUGAAACUUCCGGAUUGGAUUGGACACAGAUGGAAUCGCACGGUAGCGAAAGUCAAAAAAGACAAUGGCAGGUAUCCAUCAUUCAGAGAAUUUGUCUCAUUUCUAUCAGAAGAAACUGAUAUUGCCAAUGAUCCGUAUGUUACAUAUGACACAGUAAAGGCAGGAAAAGACAAGAAUCAUAACGAUGCUUUCCAGAUACAGGAAGAAAGCAAGAAUCCUACAUGUCGUCAACAAAGGACAACCUUCUCUGUAGCCAGCAAGACAAGCACUACCCAGAAGACACGUGUACUCUGCACACGGCAGAAUCAUGUGUUGAAUGAGUGCUGGGACUUCAAUCAGAAAACUUUGGAGCAAAGGAGAGAUUUAGUGAAGAAAGAAGGUCUUUGCUUCGGAUGUCUCUCCAAAAGUCAUAUGUCAAAGCAGUGUCAAAAGAGGGCUGAGAGCAAGAAGUGCAACAAGCGCCACCCAACAAGUCUACACAAUGAGACACUAAAUCAGCUGUCUACGGAAAGAAAAUAUGAUCAAAGUGAGGCACAGUCUACUCAGACCAAAGAAGUUACCAAGGAGAAAGAAGCUUCUUGCAACAGAGUCAGGUCAUAUGUAGAUGUUUCUCUCACAUCGAUGGUGCUGCCUGUUUACCUAUCUAGUUUGGAUGACCCUCAGAAGGAGAUACUAGUAUAUGCCUUACUAGAUACGAUGUCGGAUACAACAUUUAUCACAGAUAGUAUUGGAAAUGACCUUCAGGUGUCCCCUGAAACUGCGAUGUUAAGUUUGACUACAAUGACAGAUUCCAAAACAAUUCCAUGUAGGAAAUUCAAGAAUAUUGUCGUUCGAGGUUUUAAGUCAGCAGUAAAGAUACCUCUUCCUGCUGCAUACUCCAGGAACUCCAUCCCUCUUGAUGAAGCUCAUAUCCCCACAGAAGAGACAGCCAACAAGUGGACUCACUUAAACAAUCUCUCGAACCAGCUCGCACCAAAGCAAGAUUGCCCCAUAGGUCUGCUCAUUGGAUACAAUUGUGCCCGUGCUCUUGCACCAAAGAAUUGCAUUCUUGGAAAGAAUGAUGAGCCAUUUGCAGUAGAGACGGAGUUGGGAUGGAGCAUCGUCGGUGGUUCUCAGAACGACUCCACAGAGAGCUUUGACACGAUUGGGCAGACAUAUCGUACUGUCAAUGUGAAGGUAGCAGAUCCUAAUCUGACAGACAGUCAGUCUAAUGUGAAGUACAUUUACAAGACACAGUUAAAGGAAGUUACUGCUGGAGACUUCCUUCAGAUGAUGGAAAGAGAGUUUCAUGAAUUAGACAGAAAGGAAACGAUGUCUCAGGAAGACAAGAAAUUUCUAAAGAUCAUCAAAGAUGGAAUCCAUCAAAGGGAUGAUGGGUAUUAA